Molecule: messenger RNA, 1012 nt
Organism: Closterium sp. NIES-67
Lineage: Eukaryota; Viridiplantae; Streptophyta; Zygnematophyceae; Desmidiales; Closteriaceae
Source: the annotation of a GenBank genome assembly
CGCCCCUCUAAUCUCGCAAAUUGUGAUUACUGAGGUUUCACCUGUUCACCGCAAAGUUUCCUGCUGCAAGUCCGAAAUUCCGGAGAGAUACUUUUGAGUGAUUAGCCUCCUGAUCUCUCGCAGCGUUCACGGCUACGCCUGCGUUGCUUCUUCUGGCGCAUGUGAAAAUAGGCCGAAGGCAAGGGUAAUAGGCGACUCGAAAGCAAACCGCGCGAAGGCAUCGGGAGGAUUCAGCUGGAGUAAGGACUCUGCAAGACACAUCAGCACGCAGCAGCAGGUCUCAGGGCACAUCAGCAGCGCGCCAUCCAGCAGCGCGCCAUCAGGACUCAGGCAGGACACAUCAGCAGGCAUCGAGCAUCAACCAGCUUCACAGGCAUCAACGCGCAAUCAUCAGGCGAGCAGUAUACGACAAACAGGAUAUCAACCGGCGAUUAUCAGGCGAUAACCAGGCGAUUAUCAGGCGACAAUCAGGCAUCAUGUGCAUGGGGAUGCAUAUGACCUUCUACUGGGGCGUGGACGCCACCAUCCUCUUCUCCUCAUGGCACACGCGCACACUCCCGCAGUACUGCAUCGCCCUCGCUCUUGUCGCGCUCUCUAGUAUCGCGUACGAGGGCCUUAACUCGCUGCGGAUCAACGUGGCUGCGGGAAAACUCGCGCGGGCGAACUCCACUGUCACCGACGAAUUCACGACCACUCCACUGCUUACUGGGACCUCUCGCCCCCCGGCCCAGCUAUCCUGGAUGGAUAAGCUGCCUCUCUCCCUGCUGUACAUUGCCACGUCAGCCCUGGCCUACCUUCUCAUGCUUUCGGCCAUGUCCUUCAAUGGGGGGAUCUUCCUGGCUAUCGUCGCUGGGCUAGGUGUGGGCCAUUUUAUGUUUGGACUGAAUCGAGCAAGUCUUGCCUCUCAAGCCAAUGCAGAGUCGUGCUGUGCGUAGUGGUAAUGCCUGUCUUGUGCUCUAAUGAAUGAAAAUGAUUUAACUCAACUUAUAGAAGCUCUGAAUAUGUUCUAAUG